Messenger RNA from Symbiodinium necroappetens, 750 nucleotides. The record is from the annotation of a GenBank genome assembly. Lineage: Eukaryota; Dinophyceae; Suessiales; Symbiodiniaceae.
GCCCUGCAGUCCAAAGCGAGCCUGAAGCUGAUCCAGGCACAGGUCGCAGCGGGUCACGAUAUGAAAGAGCUGGGUGUCCGGAUGGAGCAGAGCGAGUUCAAGGCCUCUGCAUUGGAUGGCGCUGCAACAGUCACGUUUGACGGCAUGCAGAACCUGCGUAGCGUCGACAUUUCGGACGAUGCGUUGGCAAAAGCCGGGAGUGAGACAGCCUUGGCCGAGGCCUUGCUGAAGGCCCUGCAAGAAGGCCACGACAGCAGCGUCGCAGGCUCAGAAGACGAUAUCUGGUCGCUUUACCAGAACAACCCAGACCUGAUCCAGGCUCCGUUGAUCCAGAUUGGUGCAGGCAACACUGCGCAGGACUUGUGGGCGAAUGUGACAAAAACCAAUGAGACUCUCAAGCUGGCGGAGGAGCUCUUCCUCCAUUUCGAUCAGGACAAGGAUGGCUUCUGGAACUUCAAAGAAACGUCGGCUGUACAGCUCGCCACGGAGGGAACAGAAAUGGGCGAAGAAGCCUUCAACUCCCUCAUCAUUGCUGCAGCACCGAAUGGAGGCCGUCACUUGACAGAGGAGGACAUGGCUCGGGGUCUGUCGAAGGAUCAGGUGCUGGACCUCUACACCAACGCCCAGAGACAACGCCAGCUUGGAUUUGUUCUCGACAUUAUGAAGGAUCAUCAGCGGGUCUUCUCUCAGGAGUCCAACGCGGAAGAAACAGAGAGCAAGCCAGCGCCGGUGUCCGUGAGCGUGGACUGA